Salmo salar (Atlantic salmon) is the source of this 3038-nucleotide messenger RNA. It is a transcript of the gene mlh1, whose product is annotated as mutL homolog 1, colon cancer, nonpolyposis type 2 (E. coli). Gene Ontology annotation, biological process: mismatch repair. Gene Ontology annotation, cellular component: MutLalpha complex. Lineage: Eukaryota; Metazoa; Chordata; Actinopteri; Salmoniformes; Salmonidae. The record is from RefSeq and is a predicted model, not a curated record. Gene Ontology annotation, molecular function: ATP hydrolysis activity; ATP binding; mismatched DNA binding.
UGUUUUUAGGAACAGCCAAUCAUGGGGUUGUAUAGAAGAGAUUUGACACAGGGAGUUAUUUUACACUGGCCCAGGUUGAACCGGGCAAAUGCCGGUCACAUCAUCGGGCGAAAACAGUAAGUGACACCGCUCCGUUAUUUUGUCAACAAGGUAGUAUUGGUGCAUCGUCCAGAAACGCAUCUCUUUUCCAUAAAAUAAAUGUGUGCUUUUUCCAACUAGUUUUUAUUGUGAAGGCAGAUGUCACUUUUGCAAGGGAAAACAUAAUCAUACUAAUUAUUACACGUGCUUAAUAAUGACUUAACUUUUGUUUUGAGACCACUUCGCCGUCUGACAGAGCGGGGCACCUGGCUCACGUCCGGGAGGCAGCCCGGUUCCAAAUCGAAUGCAAUCAACUUUCAGCCGGUGCAAAACACGUCCAACGGGCGCACUGGCGAGAUUAAUCGAACCCCUCACUCUCCCCCGCGCUUUUAACAACAUGUUGUGAUGGUGGUAGGAUGUUAAGAUAGCUAAUCUUAUGAAGUAAGGGUGUCCCAUUUAACAGCUAUUUGUGUUACUUCUGAUAAUAUUCACAAUCUGAAUCAAAGCUAACAGUCUGGCAGUAUGUCCGGGGUGAUUCGGAGACUCGAUGAGACCGUUGUUAAUCGGAUUGCUGCUGGAGAAGUUAUCCAACGUCCUGCAAAUGCUAUCAAAGAAUUGCUUGAAAACUGUUUAGAUGCCAAGUCCACCAACAUACAGGUGACUGUGAAGGAGGGGGGUCUGAAACUUAUCCAGAUACAGGACAAUGGCACUGGCAUCAGGAAAGAAGAUAUGGAAAUAGUAUGUGAACGGUUUACAACAAGCAAGCUCCAGACUUUUGAGGACCUCAACGCCAUCUCAACCUAUGGUUUCCGAGGAGAGGCCCUUGCCAGUAUAAGCCAUGUUGCCCAUGUGACCAUAACAACCAAAACGGCCGACGCCAAGUGUGCUUACAGAGCCACCUACUGUGAUGGGAAACUAAAGACCCAACCCAAACCCUGCGCUGGAAACCAGGGGACACAGAUCACUGCGGAGGAUCUGUUCUAUAACGUGUCCACCAGGAGGAAAGCCCUGAAGAGCCCCAGUGAGGAGUACUCCAGGAUUGUGGAGGUGGUGAGCAGGUAUGCUAUACACAACUCUGGGAAAAGCUUUGCUGUCAAAAAGCAAGGCGAGACCAUGGCAGACGUCAGGACCCUACCCAACGCCUCCACACUGGAUAAUAUCCGUGUGGUGUUCGGCAAUACAGUCAGCAGGGAGCUGAUUGAAGUGGGCUGUGAGGAUCAGAAGCUUGCCUAUAAGCUGAAGGGCCACAUCUCUAACGCCAACUACUCAGUGAAGAAGUGCAUCCUCAUCCUCUUCAUCAAUCAUCGUCUGGUUGAAUCGAGUGCCUUAAAAAAAGCCAUUGAGACCGUUUAUGCUGCAUACCUUCCCAAGAACUCUCACCCAUUUCUAUAUCUCAGCCUGGAGAUUGCCCCUCAUAACAUCGAUGUGAACGUCCACCCUACCAAACACGAGGUGCACUUCCUCCAUGAAGACUGUAUCAUCGAGAGCGUUCAAAAACACAUAGAGAGCAAACUCCUGGGCUCCAACUCCUCGCGCACGUACUUCACACAGACAUUGCUACCUGGGCUGUCUGUCUCCACCAGCGAGGGGAAGUCUUCCUCCAACUCCACAGGGGACAGUGAGCGGGUCUACGCCCAUCAGAUGGUCAGGACCGACAGUAGAGCCCAAAAGCUGGACGCCUUUCUCCAGCCGGCAUCCAAGCUGGCCCCUACUCCCACCGCCAACCCUAAUGGGCAGAGCAGGGGGGAACCUGUGACCACCAAUGACAUGGAAGAGAUGGACAAUGCAGAGAUCCUGGAGGAACAGGCGCCAGGUGCCACAGAGGAUGAGGAGGGAACCAGCCUAAAUACUCCAGCUGAUCUCCCCAGGAAGCGUCCCCGUGCUGGUCAGGAUGAGGAGCAGGAGGACCUGACUGCUGCAGCCACAACCAGGAGACGAGCCAUCAAGCUGAGCAGUGUGAAGGAGCUGAGAGAUGACAUCGCUGAGCACGCACACAAAGGUCUUCAAGAGAUGCUUCAGAAUCACUCGUUUGUGGGCUGUGUCAACCCCCAGUGGACUCUGAUCCAGCACCAUACCAAACUGUACCUUCUCAACACCACCAAACUCAGCCAGGAGCUAUUCUACCAAAUUUUGAUCUACGACUUCGGUAACUUUGGCAUCUUGAGGUUAUCUGAGCCUGCACCACUCUAUGACCUGGCCAUGCUGGCUCUGGACUCCGAGGAGAGCGGCUGGUCGGAGGAGGACGGGCCCAAGGAGGGUCUGUCCCAAUACAUAGUCGACUUCUUGAAGAAGAAAUCUGAGAUGCUGGAGGACUACUUCUCCAUGGAGAUAGACCAGGAAGGAAAUCUCACCGGUUUGCCAUUGCUGCUUGACAAGUACACCCCUCCUAUGGAGGGUCUGCCCAUGUUCAUCCUACGUUUGGCUACUGAGGUGAACUGGGACAAUGAGAAGGACUGCUUCAGAGACUUCAGCAAGGAGUGCAGCCAGUUCUACUCUAUCAGGAAACAGUAUGUCCUGGAGCUAGAGCCGGGAGAGGAGGAGCAGGAUGCAGAGCUGAACUCGUGGCGUUGGAAGGUGGAGCAUCUCCUGUUUAAAGCCUUCCGGAGCCUCUUCAGUCCACCUAAACACUUCAGUGAGGAUGGCAGCGUACUCCAGAUUGCUAACCUACCAGACCUCUACAAAGUAUUUGAGCGAUGCUAAGACAUGAGAAACACUGUCCAUGGGCUGCAUGUCUGUUUCGGGAAACCAUUUGAUAUACAGUUGAAGUCGGAAGUUUACAUACACCUUAGCCAAAUUCAGUUUUUCAGUUCCUGAAGUUUAAUCCUAGUAAAAAUCCCUGUAUUAGGUCAGUUAGGAUCAACACUUUAUUUUAAGAAUGUGAAAUGUCAGAAUAAUAGUGUAGAGUGAUUUCAGCAUUUAUUUCUUUCAUCAUAUUCCCAGUGGGUCAGAAGUUUACAUAA